GCGUGCUCCACGGCUCCUUUACGGUGGUGAGAUGAUUUAACCACUUGAACCAUAAAGAAACCUUACAUUCCUCAAAAUUCACUCUGCACGCCUCCUUUUUCUAUCCUCACUACUUUCUUAUUUCGGUGUCUCUACUCAAGAAACCAACUAUGGCUGAGGGCCUGGGGGUAGCGGGCGGCGUUGUUGGCAUCGUUUCACUCAGCAUACAGGUAGCAGAGAGACUCUUAAAAUACUACGAAUCCUGGAAGAAUCAAGACAAAGACAUCUCAGAUACAUGCGCAUCGCUCGAGAGCCUGCGAGGAACAUUAACAAUCAUAUGGAAUACUAUCCAACCACCUGCCAAGUUUGACAAGAGCAUAAAGGGCGAUGUUGAGAAGAAUAUCGAACUUAUCGAGGCGGCCGUAAAAGAGCUCAACGACGAGUUAAAAAAAGCGCAGAGCACAGAAUUACCUGGACAAGGUGCGCGAUCCGCAAUGCGACGUCAUGUACGAAGAGCUUUGUAUCCAUUCAAGGAACAAACGCUGCAUAAAAUCCAACAAGUUGUUUCCGAGGCUCGUGCAAACCUCGAUACAGCUUUGCAUGCAUUGCAACUGAGUAGAACCUCAGAUAUUCACCGCGAAGUCAAUUCGCUUGUACGAUGGCAAAAAGACGAAGAAACUCAAAACAUACUUCAUUGGCUGUCACCAGUGAAUUUCUGGCUAAAGCAAGCGGAUGUGUCCAGCCAAAGAGAACCUGGAACUGGGAAAUGGCUGCUUCAACAUCCAGACUUCCUUGAAUGGGCAGAGGGAAACAAGGAGGCCGUUUGGUGCUUCGGAGGCCCUGGGGUUGGCAAGACUAUACUUUCAUCCGCUAUCGUCGAGUUUCUAGAGAAUGAUUUGCCCAUCCAAGGGACGGGGCUUACAUUCGUCUACUGCGACCACAAACAGAAUCUAUUACAAAGAGUCGAAUUCUUUAUUGGCGCAAUCGUUCGGCAGUUAGUAGAGCGAAAGCAAACAAUUCCAAAAGAUGUCCAGAUUCUUUAUCAAAACCACCGAGGAAAAGGGACGACACCCACCCGCUCCGAGUACCUGGAAUUGCUUCAAUCUUUGAGUAACGAAUGUUCCGAGUUGUAUGUUGUUAUCGAUGCAUUAGAUGAAUGUGUCGAUAAGUAUGGAGAAAUGAUUUGGGAAGACCUCCUUACUAAUUUGAAGAGGUUUGUUACUAACCUACGUCUACUAUACACAUCACGGCAUAUCGACGAUGUUGGAAGAAUAUCAGCAGGAUCAAUUUGCAUCGAAGUACGUGCUAGCGACGCAGACAUGAGAGCUUACAUUCAAGCACAAGUCAAUUCUAAAAGUGUCUUGUUGGGAUUCUGUCAGCAAGAUACCAACCUCCAGAACGACAUUCUGCAAAAUGUGGUAUCGAGAGCUGGAGGAAUGUAAGUCCUUUACCGCUUUAUUACCACGUCCCAUGAUAUCUGAUACUGAGACUUCCAAAGGUUCCUAGCUGUACGACUUUUUAUCGAGUCUCUAGCCUCUCAAACGAAUCUUAGAGCAGUUACGAGGGCAUUAAAUACAAUGCCAGCAAAGCUCGAUGAUACUUAUGACCAGGCCAUGGAGAGAAUCAAACAGCAACCUCACCGAAGGCUUGCCCUGCAGGCUCUGACUUGGAUAGUGUACGCCGUUAGACCUCUUCAAGUUAAUGAAAUCCGACAUGCCAUAGCUAUUGAUGAACUGGAACCCGAUGAUCGAUCCAUAUCAGAAGAUAUGCUCACACUACCAGAACUGAUUGUCAACGCUUGUGCGGGGAUGAUUAAAAUCGAUGAAGAAAGC
Molecule: messenger RNA, 1811 nt
Organism: Eremomyces bilateralis CBS 781.70
Lineage: Eukaryota; Fungi; Ascomycota; Dothideomycetes; Eremomycetales; Eremomycetaceae
Exons: 5
Coding region: 150-1421 (423 amino acids)
Source: RefSeq, a predicted model, not a curated record